Messenger RNA from Pecten maximus, 582 nucleotides. RefSeq names its product histidine N-alpha-methyltransferase-like. The transcript is spliced from 4 exons. The record is from RefSeq and is a predicted model, not a curated record. The coding region runs from base 1 to 582 and encodes 193 amino acids. NCBI's taxonomy places the organism in Eukaryota, Metazoa, Mollusca, Bivalvia, Pectinida, Pectinidae.
AUGAAGAAAAUGGGAGAUGACCGAAAGCAAAGCCUGGUGACGGGGCUGACAUCAAGUAGUCGGAAAUACAUCCCGACGUGGUACAACUUUGACAAGACUGGAUCGGAACUUAACCUUACAGCUGUCACGAAAAAUGGUGGAUACUAUUUGACAAAAAGUCAAACUUCAGGUUUGGAACAACAUGUGCAGGAUAUAAUUCCUCGGGUUCCAUAUGACUUUACCUUAGUUGACCUCGGAAGUGGAGACUGUUCCAAAACGAGAUAUGUUAUAGAUGAGCUACUGAAAAGACAACAUAACCUUUCGUUUUUCCCUGUUGACAUUUCUAGAGAAUUUCUUUUGAAUUCUACAAAGAAACUGAGAGAAGAAUAUGCUGACUCGCUCGUAGUUACACCUAUAGGUGCGGACUAUCAACAAGGAGUAGAGCAACUGAAGGGACAGAACCCAAAACCUUCCUCAAAGAGACUCAAACCCGCGACCUGCGAACUCCUGUUGGAAGCUCUGACAAUGAGCUACCUGGCCACCGAUGUUCAGUCCAGUUCAGUUCCACUACAAGGGAACAGCCUCAUUCCCCUUUUUCCAUGA